Oncorhynchus kisutch (coho salmon) is the source of this 6748-nucleotide messenger RNA. RefSeq lists its product as uncharacterized. The transcript is spliced from 2 exons. Lineage: Eukaryota; Metazoa; Chordata; Actinopteri; Salmoniformes; Salmonidae. The record is from RefSeq and is a predicted model, not a curated record. The coding region runs from base 84 to 1217 and encodes 377 amino acids.
AGACGUUGAAGCGGAAAGUGAACAAAACCUGUUCCGAAUGGAAACAGGGUGGGGAGUCCACCAAGGGUAAAAUUAAAGAAGCAAUGGAGAAGGCUAAAUUAAAGGAGCGCAUAGGAUUGGCUAUAUUGGAGAAACUCAAGAAAAUGUGUGAGGAGGAGCAAACCACUCCCAACAAACUGUACCCGCAACUCCCUAUUUCACCCCCACCCUACGAAGGUCCGCAGGUAAUGGCCCCCGUGCUGGACCUCACGGCUACCAUAAAUUAUAAAAAACCUGAUGGUGCUGAACAUGGAGAGUCCUGGCAACGAGCCAGUGAGAGCAGAAGGGAAGAAAUACAGAUACUACUGGAUGCUACUAAAGAAAUGGCACGAGGUAUAGCAAGUCUCAGUAAACUAGAGAAGGGAGUGGAAAGUAUGAGAUUGGAAGAAGAGAGUGAAGAAGGGAGUGAACUCGGAAGUUGGACAGAGCCUGACCAGGCUGGUCUCAGGCAACAACAAGAUAAGGAAAUGUGGAACAGACAGAGAAUGGAGGAGCUGGACAAGGAACUGAAAAGAGGAGCAGAGGAAGUGAAAAUAUUGCAAGCUGCUGUAGAGAAGCUGGACCAGGUACAGCACGGAAGCAGUGAGAAGGAACAAAGAAAAAGAGGACCGUAUAUUCAUGUGGGACCGGAUGGGGAUGAUGCUGAAAACAGGAGAAGCAUGGAAGGAGAGGACGGGGUGAUGAGUCUGGGGGUUAUUCUCAAUGAAGGGAGUAAAGACAGUGAUUCCAAGUACAUAUGUGGGCUUUUUGAUGGGGAGGUGUGGACCCCAAAGGAUGACGCACCUGCAUACCACGCCAGGAGCAAGAUCAGAUCCGCUAAUAUGAUGCCACUGAGGGAGACACCAGGUGGGGAGACAGUAUACAAACACUGGGCUCACAGAGAUCUACAGACACUGAUUGACAGUCUGCCACUGCCAGAAGAGUCUGGGUGUAGGUGGGUGAAGGCUUUUGACAGCUUUACUGCAGCAGACGAGUUAACCAUUGGAGAUAUGACGGCUGUAAUGAACAGGUGCAUGGGAGAUCAAGAAUGUAGGGAACUCAUGACAACAGGUGGAUUAUGGGGCAUAUCUUCUGUAGGAACCCCAUUUGACCCAUAUCGGAAUGGCACGUGGACUGCCAUCGGGAGGAAAUACCCCACUCAACCUAGGCCUGAAAUCAUUGACCCUAGAAGAGGAUGAAACUGUGCCGGUUUAUAUGAAAAAAAGCCAGGAUCCUGUGGAGACAGGCCUGGAAUGCUGAGCCAGAUAAGAAUGAGAUAAAACAUCUAUUUCUGGAACAGAGUGUGAAAAAGUGGUGGGGAUCACUGUGAAGAAUGUGAUGGAAUUCACUGAGAUUGCUCAACACCAUGUGGAGAGAUGGAGAGAAGGAAAAAGGAAGGAAGAGGAUGAAAUAAAGCAACUACAGAAGAAAGUCUUGAAGAAGCAACUGGCAGAGGAUAAGCCAGCAAAACAGAUGCCUCUAACCAGCACUCCUCAACCUGCACCACAACCUUCUGGAGCCAACACCAGUGACACUGUUACUGGCUAUGGCGGGAUUGAUGACACCCCAAAGGAAUGCGUAUGGGGGGCAACCACCUUCUACAGGAUGGCCAAGCUACAAUCAAGAUCCAGACAGAGGGGCUAACCUCACCUGUGGUCACUGGGCAUGGAGUUGUGGGCAGUCAUCAGGAGUAAUCCAGAGAAGAGUUAGGGGACCUUUUGGACCCCAAAGGGGGAGAGGCCAAUGGGGGACACGCAGGAACUCAGAGAACUGGCAGGGUCAGAGAGGGGGUUCACAAGGUCAACAAUACCAACAACCACAACGGAUUGCAGGUUGAGUUUAUUUGGAGAAGGAUUGAAUGAGUUACAUGAAACAUCGAGUAAAUUUAAAACUAAUGAUUGGAGGGAGUACAUUUCCAUUUUCCCAGAGACAUGAUAUCUUAAAGGGGUACACUCACAUAUGAAAUAUUAGAAGUUUUUAUUUUCUGAGUCUUAAUUAAAUAUGUGAAAUCUUUUGAUAGAGGAAUGUUGUUUAAUAUAGUAAGAAACACUUCUUUGGAGGGGUGGUAUGACUUAUGACCUCCAUUGUAACUUUCCUUUGUGGUCUGAUCAGCCUCAUUGGAAAGUCAUUUGGAUGGAGAAUCUAUGGUCAUUUGUAAUACUGAUAUUAAGGUAAUUUAAUACAAAAAGGCAGUGAAAUUUACAUUAUAGUGUCAUUAUAUUUUCUAUGAUGAAUGUUGUGUGAAAAUUAGCAAGGAUAAGUUUUAAUUAUGGUAGACUCAUGUUAAGUAUUUGGGACAUAUUUUGAGCCAAAAGGGCAGGGAAGAAAUUGAGAUAUUUGUGUUUGGUUUUAACACCUGUGUAUAGGAGGGUGCCAGUGUACCUUUGUAAUGGGGGAGGGUGUCCGUAUGGGGAUUACAUGAUAACCAAUUUGGGACAGUUCUGGGAUUGUAGAAGAGUGUAUUCUUAUAGCAUAGGGGAUCCCACAAAGGUGGAUAGGUUUUCCAUGAUAUAGGGAAAACCUGGGAGCACUGUUGAACUCUGUAAAGGUGAUGAAAUCCUACUAACCAUUAAGUCCAUUAAGCUUUCUGAUGCAGGAACCUAUACCCUCGGUCUGGAAAGGAAUGGGGCUGACACGACGGGUGUGUUCUCUGUAAAAAUGCUGCCGAAGCCACAGCGGUCCCAGAUGAACCAGAGCCUGAGCCGGACACACUCCUCCACCACUCCAGGUCCGACUCUGCCUCCAACCAACCACAAUACCAAACCCUAUCCAGGUAAUUAAUGUUAAGGAUAUUACAAAUAGAUUCGGUACUGAAAUUGGAUAUGACGGUAGGGGAAAUAUGUGGUUGGCAUACAUGCCAUAUACUGCCAAGACAUUACAAAGGAAGGAUGGAGGUGUAUACUGGAAAGUUUUUACCAUGUUAAACCCAACUCCACCCUUUGUAAGUCUCUAGUGUUCCCGGAAGUCCCUCCUCAAAAGGCUCCAUGGGGUGUUGAGGCGUACGGAGGUAACUACAGUUGCAUCACUGGUACAGGUAGGGGUUAUGACUAUGGGCGGUUGCCUGCAGCAGAUUAAAGUAGUAACAUAACCUUUAAUGCCACCUGGCCAGUGAAAGGCUUGAAUCAAACUAAGGGUGUUGCUGAUGUAUGGUGGAUGUGUGGCCCAAACAGGCAUUUAAUACCUGUCCUUAGAAAUAACUGCCAGUCUGAUAAUACCACUAACCAUUAUUGAAGUUACAGCUAAUCAGCUCCUGGGAUCUACUAGAAAAGCACCUAAUGAUGUUCACCCGUACUACAGAUAUAAGCAUGAUGCACCUUGGUCUGAGGUAACAGAUAAUAUACAUUUCAACCUAAUCUGUGUGCCAGUUGGUGUUCCUUAGGAAUUCUAGGCCCUAAACAGGAAUUAUGGUUUAUGGCAUCUACUACCAAUUCCUGGCCCUGCUAUUGUGGAUGCCAAACAGACCUCAUGGAUAAAUUAUAUAUACUAUAAUCAACAACGUUUUGUUAACUUAUACCCGCUCUGCCCUUACUGGUAUGGCUGAGCAAUUGGAGGCUACUACCAGGACCGCCAGGCAGAAUAUAUUGGCUUUAGAUAUGAUCCAGGCCAGUCAGGGAGGGGUUUGCAAAAUGUUUGGUGAACAAUGUUGUACAUUGUCGUGGAAGAAUCCAGAAUUUGUUGGUAAGAUAUGUAAGAUGUUUUAUAUUCAUCAAAUGUGUGUAAGUUACUUCUCAUCAGAAUGGUAUUUUUGUAUAAUACUGUGGCGGGGUUGCAGUUAUCUGUUCUAUGUCAAGACUAAGUUGCAUGGGCCGCAGAGAGGGGAGAGGUCAAAGUAUCAUCAUGUGUAAACAUAUCUUUUGCUCCACUGUGUAGUGCCAGUUCACUCCCUACUUUUCCCAUGGAGGAUGGCAGUGUCUGGAAUCAUUCUAUCCUCUCCGACAUUUCUGAGGAAAUGACCGUUCCUACGAUCUAGGUAAAUAAAUCGUGCAGAGGGAUCCCCUAAACUUGGGAUCUCAGGGAGAACCACACUUCGGGAACGGAGCAGAUGGACCAACCUUUGAUCUAAGAGGAAGCGAGCCGAGUGGAUACCACAUCUCGAACUGAGUUCUUUUAAAGGAAAAAGGUGAGCGAACCACACACAGAUUUGAAGUCGAGUUUUUUAAUUAUGCCUGUUAUGUAUACUCUGAGUGUGAAUUCCUUUGUAAGGAAGGCACCUUGGCGGCGUAAGCAGGGCCGAGUCAGAGGAGAGUAAUCUGGGGGUUUUGUGGACUCAAAAGAUACUCUGCACUGUCCGGUUGCCAGUGACCAAGAGCCCUCCUGACACUGAAUUGAUCACAGUGGGGAUUGGGGGAGGUCUGUCGGGGUGAGGGGCCAGGGUGACUGUGUGUUCUAGGUGAAACACGGUACUUGGUGAAGCCCUAUUGGAAGAAGGACCUCAUUCUGUGCGUCUGUGUGAUUUGUCUAAGUGACCCUCAGAUGUGGUGAAUUCCAAUUAUUUUAAAUGUGCUAGCCAGGUAUGCCCUGGGUUACUCUGUGUGAGUAUUUUGUUAUGGGAUCACUAGGUAAUAGUUGUCGGACCGUUCUGUGUGAGCGGGGUAGGGUUGACUCUGUGUGGGCAAACCUUUUGAUGUUCUGUGUGGACGUCUGAACAGUUCUAUGUGAACAUCUGACCAAUCCUGUGUGGAUGAUCCUGAAAGUUCUGUGUGAGUACCUAAGAUUUCUUAAGUUUUAUAUGGAUUCUGUGAAUUAUUUGAAAUUAUGAUAAAUGGUAUGUGUGUGUAAAGUAAUGUGGAGAAUGAUUAGAUACAAUUUAAACCACCCAUUCGUAGACGUACGUAGGUUUUGAGUUGAUAUCUUAAAUGGAUAAUUUGAUAAAGAUGAAGUUUUGAAGCACUAUUACAAUAAUCUACCAAAUCUGGGAAAUUGAGCUCUAGAAACUGAUUAGAGUGUGUCCACUUUUGGUUAUCUUACCUUAACGAUGUAACUAUAAAACGCAUAUUGGAUUAUCUCCGUCUGGAUGAAACAUGUUAAAUUAAACUGCCUUUAAGGUCUAAACAUGUUAUAAUUUUUCUUCCCAGUAUGAGAGAAGUUGCGGGAUUUAAGUGAAUAAACUGUUUUCCAUAAAGUUAAAGAGAAUUCGAGGGAUGCUCGAUGUAGUUUAUAAUGUCGUACAAAGCCUAAUGUUUUCCAUCAAACUAAUUAUCAUUGCGUGAUUAAUGUGAUGUAGUAAAGUAAUUGAAAUACGUUGCAUAAGUAAACAUAAUCUACUUUUAUUAAAAGGCGCAAAAUCUGUUUCCUAGUCAUUAACUGUCGAAUUUAUUCUUUGAUUGCUAAUAUAUUCAUUUGGAAUUUGAGAAUCAUAGCCGGAGUAUGAGAAUCAUAGCUGGAGUAACGUUUGUUCUAUUAAAAUUGGGCUAUUAUUCUUCUGGGAAACCGAUAGUGACGUGUUUUGAUUCUACUUAGAAAUGGGGUUUAUAUGCGGAGAAUCUUAGUUUUUCGAAAUAGCAUUAGGUAGAAUUCUCGCCUGCCACGCGGGAAGCCCGAGUUCCGUUCCCAGUCAUGGCGCUGGCUGAAUUCAGAGUUUUUGAUUGUAAAUAAUCUAUUUGUAUGUUUUGCCUGGAAAGUUAUGGUCGCUAGUGUUUGUAUAAGAGAUAAAUUGAACGUUUUCAAUAGAUUGUUUAGGUUAAAUUGAUAGACUAAUUCAAUUUAAAAUAAUAACGAAGCGAAUUCUGGUGCAAGACGAUGUCUGUUCACUAAAUUAUCUGCUGGAAUAAUGUAUUGAGAAUUGGGUCGUAUUUAAAUUACUGUAUCAAUAGAGAAGACAGUUACCUAAGUUAAAGACAUUCUGAAUAAUAGCGGGGAAAGAAUAGCGAUAGAAAGUGGUUACCGAAAUGUUUUUCAUGCUUAUAGAUUGACUGACGCAUGUUAUAAUCUUGGCGCUGUGUGUUAUUUUUAAAGAAAUAGGAUACAUUUCAUAAGUGUGGAGAGCAAAGAGGAAGUUAUAAAGUUGGGUUUUAAUCUUACGAUAGAAGUAAGGAAAAAACGUUGAAAUCAGAGGGUUUAUAUUUUUGCCCAACUGGGGGAAAAAGAAAGUAUGGAAGAGUUAUGUUGGCUACUAAUUGUCAGGGAAAGUUGCUGGAGGCAGGUAGAUUGUUGUAGAAUAACGUAAAUUUGCAUUAUUAGUUUGAAUAUACAAUAACCUUACUCUAAUUGUUUUGACCGUUGUUCAGGUACAUUUUUUCUGUAUUUCUAGCAGCUGAUUCGCUAGGUGGGCAUCAUAGAUUUGUGGGAGACUGGAUGUCUGAAUCAUAAAACAUCGUAAGGAUCAAUUCUGAUGGUUAUUGAUUCUUGGUUUGAUUGUUUAAGUAACACCAGUUAAUUUGACUGUAUCAUCUGCAUACAUUGGAACUUCAGACCCUGUACAGAAUAAAGGAAGAUCAUUAAUGGACGUGCUGAACAGUAUUGACCUUUGUGGAUAUCAGUGGGGGGGAAAAAAUGUUUAUUUGUAUUUUUAUGAUGAUGACGACCGACUUUUGAAGGAUUUUAGAUUUGUUUUAAAAAAUCAGGAUUGGUUUUUACUAAAUUUAUAUCAACAGAUUGAAAUUAUUAGGUUGCUGAUUAAGAUUUUUUUUAGGAGUUGAUUUAACUUAAUUAAACAUUUUAUCAUACAUAUUUUUUUUCAAUUUAGUGAUUUUAAUUUGAUUAGGUUAGCUGAAAUGUUUUUUUACAUUUC